AUGACGAACAACCUGAUCAGCGUGUUUUACCUCAGCGCUAGUAGUUGGUUGCUCCUCGCGCUCCUGUGCGCCGUAGCACUGCCAGAGAGCCUAUCGAUAGAGACGAGGGACAAGAAGCGGGUAGAGAGGGAGCAUAAGAGGCUUGCCAGGACAGGCAGAUGGUGGGACUUUGCUGCUCCGCUGGCGAUAUUCGUUCCGAAGAAGAGGGUGGGCCGGUUCCGCAGGGACUGGAACUUGCUUGCUGUUGGCACGGCGGCGUUUACGAUGCUGCUGGUUUAUGGGAUCUAUCAUAUGAAGUUCCAGUAUGCUAUCUUCACAUACGCGUGGGGGUCAGAACAGCUCGGCUACUACCUGGCAUACAUCGGCUCUGCUCGUGCCGUCCACCUCCUGCUCCUGUUGCCCGCCGUCAUCCGCCUCAUAAGACACUACUAUGGCACGCACUCCCUCUCCACCGACCACCGGCUAGCAACCUUUUCCGUAGCACUCGACGUCCUAGCCUACACGCUCACCUCCCUCUCCCCACCCUCGGCAAUGUGGGCGUUCGUCCUCUUCACAUCUAUGUCGAGCUUUGCGGGCGGAGCGCUGCCCGCGAUGCAUGCCCUUGCCUUGGGGAUACUGACAGCGCAGGAGAAAGAAGAGGCGGAAGCGGCAGGAAGUGGAGUUUCUGUAGAAGUGAAUCAUGCAGGAAGACUGUUUGGAGCAUUUGGCCUCGUACAGGCGACGUCGCAGAUCUUGCUCGGGCCGUUGAUGUUUGGCGCACUGUACAGCAUUAGCGUCUACAGCUUCCCCAAGGCGAUAUUUGUCGUUGCUGCUGGGCUUCUUGCCGUCGCAUGCUUCUGUCUCACUACCGUGCGGCUGAGCAAAGAAGACAAGCACCGGGCAGAGGAGGGAGCGAUAGAACGAGAACACGGUGGGGGUCCUUGA
Messenger RNA from Dacryopinax primogenitus, 924 nucleotides. RefSeq lists its product as uncharacterized. Gene Ontology annotation, cellular component: membrane. NCBI's taxonomy places the organism in Eukaryota, Fungi, Basidiomycota, Dacrymycetes, Dacrymycetales, Dacrymycetaceae. The transcript is spliced from 5 exons. Gene Ontology annotation, biological process: transmembrane transport. The record is from RefSeq and is a predicted model, not a curated record. Bases 1 to 924 code for a protein of 307 amino acids. Gene Ontology annotation, molecular function: transmembrane transporter activity.